AUGGCUCCGAGCGCGGUUUUCCGUGGUGAUCGGAGUUUUGAUGAUGAUCCCGCCGAUUUCCUUUUAGAAAUUGAGUGUGAAACAGAGGAGCGAUUUCCUCAGUCGGUUGGCGAUGAGGCCAAACAGACCGUGCAUCGGUUUUACUGCCUGAAGAGAGGGCUCCAAGACCGGGCCCUAGAGUGGUUCCGGCAACUAGAUCGCAAAGAGCGGCAAGACUGGGGCAGCUUCAAGAAGCAGUUUGAAGAGCGGUGGUCGCUGAAUUCUCAGAUUCUGAGACAGGAACGUUGGGCCCGAAGCCAAGCGUUUAGCAGCCUUAAGCAGGAGCCCAAAGAAACAUUGUCGGACUACCUUAAGCGUGCGGAUCAGAUGCACCGAGGCUUAGGUAUGGAGCGACCAGACGGUGGCAUGCGGCUGUUAGAAGGCUUGCAUGAUCCAGAGGUGGCACGGUGGGCGGGUAUCGGCAUGGGAGUGAGGGGGCAGGAGACCUUCGAAGAGGCGGCGCAGAUGAUUCGCCUAUUCAACUUACACUCUCGAGAGGAGGUCACCGUGUCAGGGCCUCCAGAGGCCAAGAAGCUAGUCACUGCCGAGGAGGCGCUGAUCCGGGUCGCUGAGGCGAUGCCAGUGAUGAUGGAUAGCCUGAGGGAGAUAUGGGCCAUCAGGAACCAGCUGGGUGACGCGACGCCUGCACAGAGCCGAUCGGCUAGCAGCGAGAAAUGGAAGGCUCCGAUGGCCAGCUUCAUGAGCCACACUGUUCCUUUGGUAUCAAUCCACACAAAUUCCUUGCACAACCCAUUGCCCAUCGUGACGCCAUCCAUCGAGAGGCUUUCCGCUGGGCCUCUACUCAGGUUUCUGCCAACCCAAGCCUGUGCUAGUGUUGGCGAAGACGCCUUAGUCAACGCCCACCUCGCCGCCUCCCUCGCCAGCGCUCGUAUUGGCGAUAGCCCCACCGGGUUUUAUAAAGCCGAUGAUGAUGCCUGGGACCUUACCUGCGAUGUUGAUUGGGAGGCCACCCGUGCAUCCCGCGAUGAUGCUGACGCUGACGAAGUUGUGGAUGAGAAUAUCAAGGAGCAUUCCCAUGCUAGGGAAGACAGAGUGUGA
Messenger RNA from Penicillium taxi, 1098 nucleotides. RefSeq lists its product as uncharacterized. Lineage: Eukaryota; Fungi; Ascomycota; Eurotiomycetes; Eurotiales; Aspergillaceae. The record is from RefSeq and is a predicted model, not a curated record. The coding region runs from base 1 to 1098 and encodes 365 amino acids. The transcript is spliced from 4 exons.